This is a messenger RNA of Staurois parvus, 436 nucleotides long. The record is from the annotation of a GenBank genome assembly. Lineage: Eukaryota; Metazoa; Chordata; Amphibia; Anura; Ranidae.
CUGUGUCCCUCGGACACAGCGGAUCACCGAUCCAUGGAAAGAGCUGAAGAUGUCGGCUCGGUCAUGUGAUCAGCUGUGUCCAAUCACAGCUGAUCACAUGUAAACAGGGAAAUGCCGGUUAUCGGCAUUUCUCUCCCCACGAGCUGCCACGCUGACAGCUCUGUAGCCCUAGCAGUGCCACCUGUCAGUGUCCAUCAGUGCCAGCUCUCAGUGCUCAUCCAUGCCACCUGCCAGUGCCACAUCAGUGCCACAUUUCAAUGUCCAUCAGUGUCAGAUCAAUGCCACAUAUCAGUGCCCAUCUGAGCUGCCUCUCAGUGUCACCCAUCAGUGCCACCUAUCAGUGCUGCCAGUCAGUGCCACCUAUCAGUGCUGCCAGUCAGUACUACCUAUCAGUGCCAGUCAGUGCUGCCUACCUGCCUAGUGCUGCCUAUCAGUG